GAGCUGCUGUGAACCCGCUCUGAGGGCGGUGGCUUACCGGGCUUCGGAGCGCGGGGGCCCUGGACCCGGCAGGCGCAUGCCUGUCCCCGGCCGGCCCGUGAGGCGAGCGGCGGCGGGCACGAGGCGGUGGAGGCCCGGGGCAGCCGGAGAGCGGCCGGGCGCCCCUCGGGGAGGCUGGACAGCCCAGGCUUGGCCGAGGGCGCUGCUCCGCCGCCGGCGGGCAUCAUGGCAUCGCUGGCCGACCGGGUCCGGGGCAACGGGCGCAUCGCCGCCGGGCUCCUGUUCAACUUGCUGGUGUCCAUCUGCAUCGUGUUCCUCAACAAAUGGAUCUAUGUGCACCACGGCUUCCCCAACAUGAGCCUGACCCUGGUGCACUUCGUGGUCACCUGGCUGGGCUUAUACAUCUGCCAGAAACUGAACAUCUUUGCCCCCAAAAGUCUGCCGCUCUCCAAGCUCCUCCUCCUGGCCCUCAGCUUCUGUGGCUUUGUGGUCUUCACCAACCUUUCUCUACAGAACAACACCAUAGGUACCUAUCAGCUGGCCAAGGCCAUGACCACGCCGGUGAUCAUAGCCAUCCAGACCUUCUGGUACCAGAAGAGAUUCUCCAUCAGAAUACAGCUCACGCUGAUUCCUAUAACUGUAGGUGUAAUCCUAAAUUCUUAUUACGAUGUGAAGUUUCAUUCCCUUGGGAUGGUGUUUGCUGCUCUUGGUGUAUUAGUUACAUCCCUUUAUCAAGUGUGGGUCGGAGCCAAGCAGCAUGAACUGCAGGUGAAUUCAAUGCAGCUGCUGUACUACCAGGCCCCCAUGUCUUCGGUCAUGCUGCUGGUGGCUGUGCCCUUCUUUGAGCCAGUGUUUGGAGAGGGAGGACUCUUUGGUCCCUGGUCAGUUUCUGCUUUGCUUAUGGUACUGCUGUCUGGAGUAAUCGCUUUCAUGGUGAACUUAUCAAUUUAUUGGAUCAUUGGGAACACGUCGCCAGUCACCUACAACAUGUUUGGACACUUCAAGUUCUGCAUCACCCUGUGCGGAGGAUACGUUUUAUUUAAGGAUCCACUGUCAGUAAACCAAAUGCUCAGCAUCUUGUGUACGCUGUUUGGGAUCCUCGCCUAUACCCACUUUAAACUCAGCGAACAGGAAGGAAGUAAGAGUAAGCUGGUCCAAAGGCCCUGAGCUUUGGCAAAGAAAAGAAAGCGGCACCAAAAAGAUGAGAAAUGUCAGAUGUGUGAGUCUGGAAAAGCUGCCAUGCAGAUGUGACUUACAAGAAGUAUUUUCUUUACAGAUACGACAGUUUUUGGUACCUUUUAUGAAUUUUAUUUUUUAAAAUCAAAAUGGUUCAAGCUUCUUUUCAAAUACUUUAUGAGGCUGGAGCUGUCACUAGAUGGGAGAAUGUUUGCCUGGCACGCGUGGGAUUCUGGCCUCAAACACGAGCACCUUCAAAGAAGAUGGUUUCCUUCUACCAACCACAAUAAAGGAAAGUUUGGUUCUGUAGGAAUGACAGCACUACAAUGUUGCAGGCACAACAUGGCUGGUCAGUGGUCGUGCCGUCCCAAGAAGGGCAGAUAGGAGUCCUCCUGCCCACUCUGCCAGGGUUUCCCAGCAUGAGCUUUACUAGACUUCAGUCAGCGUUUAAGCAGUGCACGCAACUGAAGCCAGAGCCUUGCCCUUGCUGGACAAACGCCACCAUUGAGCUACACCCAGCCUCGUUAUCACUGGGCAGGGGUGUGGUAAUAGUUGUCUUGAGCCAGGCUCUCGCCAUGUAGCCCUGGCUGGUCUGGAAUUCUCUACAUAGACCAAGCUGGCUUUGAACUCUGCCACCACACCUGGCCUUUAGCUCCUGUGUUAUUUUAUUGUAGAACUGGAAUAUUUAUAGAAAGCACAUUUUCAUAGACAUGGUCAUAAAACAAAUUGCAACUCUGAAAGUAUCACUUUUUUAGUAGAAAGUGGAUGCAAGCAGUUCUUCCCUGUUGGACAGGGCAUGGCUUGUGCACCUCUCAUCAGUGGUGUGUGGAAAAGUAGGGCAGGGCUGCCUAAGCCCAAAGCCAGCUCAACAACAUAGACUCUGCCUGUGCGAGGGUGAGUGUCUGGGGAAAUAAGUUACUGGAGUUGGUAGGAAUGACAGUCUCAUUGGUCCUCCUGUGGCUUUGAGCUUACAGUGAGUUCUAGAUACUGUAUGAGGCUAAAACAAAACAAAACAAAAAACCCAGUGAUUAAAUGGCUCAAAGAAAAGCAUAGGGCUAGGGAAUAUAGCCCCAUAGUAGAGUACCUGCCUAGCAUGCAUGAGGCCCAGGGUACAAUCUCCCAGCAACAACAAAAGCAGAUUGUAUGUGGAAUAGAGUGGUCUCUUUAUCCCCGUGACUCCUUUCCAGCUUGCUCGAACAUCUCAUCUUAGUGAUUUCUAGCACGUCCUCCCUCCUAACACCUCUUGCCUUCCACAUAACACAACAGUGUGGAGGGAGCGGUGAAUGGCACUGGAAACUGGAUUGGAUUAUUCCCUUCAUUUUCAUGCAGAAAGUUAGAGCAAAAGCUAUCCAAAUUCUAGGCAGAGACGUGGUGAAAAAUAGGAAAGAUGCGAAAGAAAAGAAACAAAAGCACUAGCUAAUAUUUAGCUAGUUGUGUAAGGUUUCAGAGAAAUAGCGAAAUAAUUUAGUAGAGAUACAGGAAGAAUAUGGUUUCCAGCAAAUAGGACGCUGGGUAUUUGGUUGCAAAGUGUAAGUCUGCCUUCCAGGAUCUUGACAUUUCACCAUUAGAAGCAGCACUGAAGACCUCACAGGGGUCAUAUCUCUCUUGAAAUAAAUUUUUCUAAACACAUACUUUUUGUGGGGGAAAAAAAACAAAACAGCUGAAGACAAAGAACCAUGUCUGUACCUACAUGUGACAAUAAAUUUAAUCAGAAUUUUUUUUUUUUUUUACAGAGAAAGGGAACUUUUAAUGUCUCUUAGUUUUUUGUUGGUGGUAGUGGUUUUUAGUUUUUUAACCAAAUAAAAAAGCCUGGGUUAUCCCUAGCACUGCCAAAACAAAAACAAAACCUUCAAGUAAUCAGGAAACAGGCUGUCCAAGGAGGCACACGCCUAUAUCCCAGGACUAAGGGGGUGGGGGCCUGAAAGUUCCUUGGCCACGUCGCUCACACAGGCCUGCAGGGCAGCCUGAAUUACAUACUUGGGUCUGUUAAGAGGAAAGGAAGUAUACCUGUUUUAGGAUUUUUUUUCCUGGCCCAUUUAAACUACAGAGUGUCAUUAAAUAUGUAUUUUGGAAAAAUU
Psammomys obesus (fat sand rat) is the source of this 3254-nucleotide messenger RNA. It is a transcript of the gene Slc35e3, whose product is annotated as solute carrier family 35 member E3. The record is from RefSeq and is a predicted model, not a curated record. NCBI's taxonomy places the organism in Eukaryota, Metazoa, Chordata, Mammalia, Rodentia, Muridae. Gene Ontology annotation, cellular component: Golgi apparatus. Bases 226 to 1167 code for a protein of 313 amino acids. Gene Ontology annotation, molecular function: nucleotide-sugar transmembrane transporter activity; antiporter activity. The transcript is spliced from 5 exons.